AUGACAGUCACGUCACUAGACAGUGAGAGCCAAUUACGAGAGAUGUAUCCGACGUCACGUGACAUUCUAAAUGAAUUGCACAGUGAAGGAGCUCACGUUCGACACGAAGUGAACGCGACAAAGCUUGAGAGAUACUUGUUCCACAACGAUGGCAAUGAUCCAGUCAAGUUCAAUCGAGUUGUGUUCAAUUUUCCACAUUACGUAGCAGGUGGAGGUGUGGGCAACAAGGACAAAUGUAACAAAAUUCAUCGUCAUCGGCAGCUGCUGCUCAAUUUCUUCACUAGUGCAAGUCAAGUGCUAGCACAUGACGGACAAAUUUGGGUCACGCUUUGUGCUGGACAAGAAGAAACAAGUCUAGAGACGAAGACACGAUCAGCGGGAGAUACAUGGCAGAUUGUUCACUGCGCUGCAGCAGCAAAGUUGUUGCUGCAGGACGCCCACGACUGCCCAGUUGACGCAUUGGCUGACUUGGGGUACUACAGCGUCGGGUAUCAAUCGCGAGACAAGGCUUUCUGGAUAGGAAACGGCAUCACGAACGUGUUUUGCCAUGAAGCUACAGACCACAAGCCUUGUUUUUCUAUUCAGUGGACACGCGGCAUCAGCUUUUGGGUCACUGACGAGCAAUUGUUCACAGAGGAUCUCUUACUUGACAUUAUAAGGAAACACUUUUUGAUCAAGACGAUGACUGUUUCGAUCUCAUUGCUCGACGAGUAUCGCUGCGUAAAGAGCGGCAGGAAGUCGGUCACUUACCGAUUUAACAUUUUGUCUUUUUCCCUAGCACUCUUUCGUGACCGUGUGAACACAUUAGUAGAGACACACUUAGACCAUUGA
Peronospora belbahrii is the source of this 831-nucleotide messenger RNA. NCBI's taxonomy places the organism in Eukaryota, Oomycota, Peronosporomycetes, Peronosporales, Peronosporaceae. The record is from the annotation of a GenBank genome assembly.